This is a messenger RNA of Balaenoptera acutorostrata (minke whale), 4957 nucleotides long. RefSeq names its product Rho GTPase activating protein 30 (gene ARHGAP30). Gene Ontology annotation, biological process: small GTPase-mediated signal transduction. The record is from RefSeq and is a predicted model, not a curated record. The transcript has 12 exons. The coding region runs from base 927 to 4232 and encodes 1101 amino acids. Gene Ontology annotation, molecular function: GTPase activator activity. NCBI's taxonomy places the organism in Eukaryota, Metazoa, Chordata, Mammalia, Artiodactyla, Balaenopteridae.
AAAAGAAAUGGCCUCCACAAGACCUUCAGCCAUCUCUGAGAGUCGAGGUCGGACAGUGGAACUAUAAGCCCUUCCAGGACAGGCAGUGCCUUAGUUGGCAGUAUUUUAUACCCUGUAUUGUAUCGGAGUCUCACUACAACAGGCCUGGAAAGUAGACAACAGUGUAAACUUUUUACAGUCAAAGAACCCAAAAUUCAAAUGAGUUCCACAGAAUGUUAGAGUUGGAAAGAUUUAAAGAUCAUUUUAGUCCACUCUCUUCAUUUUUUUAUAUGUGCUGAAACUGAGGCUCAGCAAAGUCAUGUGACUUGACUGAGACUACAGGCCGGUCAGGGCCAAAGCCUGGGCAUCCCCCCUCCUGGGUAUGCCUUGCACAGCCCUGUGUUGCUCUCCUCCUAGGCAAGUCUCGGGUCUCCACCUCAGACCCCAGAAUUCUGGUCUCCAAGGGUGUCAGUCACCUGCUCACGCCGCAGGCGCUACCACCCACCCCAGGGCUCUGACAUCACCUCCUCUUGACCAAUGAGUGGAGGCCCAGCAAUGGGUGAGGAUGUGAACGUCAGCUACCUCCCCCACCCCAGCUCUGUGGUUGCAAAGAUGCUCUAACAGGAAGCGGGUUUAAGGAGCUGCACAGCUUCCUGCCCCCCAGGGCUGAGCAGGGCGAGAAAGGCGAGUGCCAGGCCCGGCCACGAGACACAACUUCUUGCCGGGGUCCUGGCAGCUUCCUCUUCCACAGCCACUUCCGUGUGGCCGGGGCCCCAGAGGCAGGAGCUGCUGCCCGUUGCCCAGGCCACCCUCCACCCCCAGUCCCGAGCCCUGCCCCCCUGGGGCCAGGCCAAGCCCAGAGGCUGGCUUGGGAUCCCAUGGGGGACUAGUAGGGCAAAGGUCUUAGGGGACAGAGGUGGCCGGGCCAGAGCCCUGGGGCUCCGGCCAUGAAGUCUCGGCAGAAAGGAAAGAAGAAGGGCAGCUCGAAGGAGCGGGUGUUUGGGUGUGACUUGCAGGAGCACCUGCAGCACUCAGGCCAGGAGGUGCCCCAGGUGCUAAGGAGCUGUGCAGAGUUUGUGGAGGAGUAUGGAGUGGUGGAUGGGAUCUACCGCCUCUCAGGGGUCUCUUCCAACAUCCAGAAGCUCCGGCAGGAGUUUGAGGCUGAGCGGAAGCCAGACCUGCGGCGAGAUGUUUACCUUCAGGACAUUCACUGCGUCUCCUCCCUGUGCAAGGCCUAUUUCAGAGAGCUGCCAGACCCCCUGCUCACUUACCGGCUCUAUGACAAGUUUGCUGAGGCUGUGGCAGUGCAACUGGAACCUGAGCGCUUGGUCAAGAUCCUAGAGGUGCUUCGAGAACUCCCUGUCCCAAACUACAGGACCCUGGAGUUCCUCAUGCGGCACUUGGUGCACAUGGCCUCAUUGAGUGCCCAGACCAAUAUGCACGCCCGCAACCUGGCCAUCGUGUGGGCCCCCAACCUGCUGAGGUCUAAGGACAUAGAGGCCUCAGGCUUCAAUGGGACAGCAGCCUUCAUGGAGGUGCGGGUGCAGUCCAUUGUCGUCGAGUUCAUCCUCACACAUGUGGACCAGCUCUUUGAGGGUGCGGCUCUCUCUGGUGGUGAGGUGGAAAGUGGAUGGCGAUCACUUCCAGGGGUCCGGGUGUCAGGCAGCCCCGAGGACCUUAUGCCCCGAUCCCUGCCCUACCACCUGCCUAGCAUACUGCAGGCUGGUGAUGGACCCCCACAGAUGCGGCCUUAUCACACUAUCAUAGAGAUUGCAGAGCACAAGAGGAAGGGGUCUUUGAAGGUCAGGAAGUGGAGAUCCAUCUUCAAUCUGGGUCGCUCUGGCCAUGAGACCAAGCGUAAACUUCCACGGGGGGCUGAGGACAGGGAGGACAAAUCUGAUAAGGGGAGUCUGCGGCCAGCCAAGAGCAUGGACUCACUGAGUGCCGUGGCUGGGGUCAGUGAUGAGCCAGAGGGGCUGGUGGGACGCAGCAGUCCUCGACCAGCCCCACUGCUGCUGGCGAGCUUGGAGAAUGAUUCUGUGGAUGCAGCAGAGGGUGAACAGGAGCCUGAGGCGGAGGCACUGGGUGGCACGAGCUCUGAGCCCGGCACACCACGACCUGGGCGGUCAGCAAUCCGUGCUGGGGGCAGCAGCCAUGCACAGCGCCGUGCCGGCGUCCACAUCUCGGAGCCCUACGAUGUCAACCUCCCACCACACAUCAGUUCUAUGCUCAACAUAUCCCCAGGCAUCAUCUCUAACGUCUCCUUGGCCGGGUUUGCCCGUGGUCUUGAGUACCCCACCCUACAGCCCCGGCCAAGCCCUGCCUCUGGCCCUGGCUCUGGCCCUGGCCUUGGCCCUGGCCCCCCAGAUGAGAAGUUGGAGGCAAGUCCAGCCCCAGGUCCCCUGGCUGACUCAGGCCCAGCGGACAUGACCCCUGCCCUGGAGGACUGCCUGUCCCAGGAGGUGCAGGAUUCCUUCUCCUUCCUAGAGGACUCAAGCAGCUCAGAGGCCGAGUGGGUGGGGGUGGUGGAUGGGGAGGUGGUCAAGGCAGGACCAGCAGGAGCAGCCUUCUCCCCUGGGGAGGACGACCCUGGGAUGGGCUACCUGGAGGAGCUCCUGGGAGUUGGGCCUCAGGUGGAGGAGUUCUCUGUGGAGCCACCCCUGGAUGACCUGUCUCUGGAUGAGGCUCAGUUUGUCCUGGCUCCCAGCUGCUGUUCCCUGGACUCUCCUGGCUCCAGGCCUGAAGCAGAGGAGGAAAGUGGGGAGGAAGUCUUCCUGAGUGCCUAUGAUGACCUAAGUCCCCUUCUGGGGCCCGAACUCCCGACCUGGGAGGGUUCAGGCAGUCUAGAGGAAAAGGGAACAGGGUCUGGAAGACAGGAGGCUCCAGGACAGGCUGAGGGAGAACAGGCGUUCUGGGAAGUUGAGGAGGACAAGGAGGCUGAGCCUGGAAGUAGAGGGGACAUCAGGGAGGAGGCUGAGGGGAGCCCAGAGAGUGAAGUGGAGGGUGCAGAGGCCAGUGAGGACGGAGUGGAGGCUGAGGGAAGCCAAAAGGUGAUUGACAGUUUGAGCGAAAGAUGCGGGGAAGAGAGAGAGGAGACAGACGCCAAGGGAGAGGAGUCCAAAGGUCAGCAGGAGGAUGAGAGUAUGGAGGAAGCUAAGGGUGUGGAGGAAACAGGAGGGGAGCAGGGUAAAGACCAGGGGAAGGAAGGAAAGACUGAGCGAGAAGAAGAAGCUGAGGAAGGAGAUGAAGCCCAGGGAGAAGCCGGGAGGGACCCAGAGGAUGGGGCCCAGGAAAACCAAACUGCUGAAGAGAGCUGGGAAGUUGUACACAAACAAGAGGCUGAAGGAGGCAGAGAAGAUGAGGUCAAAGGGCAGGGGGGGGAUGAGAACCAAGAGGCAAGAGAAGACCAAGGAGAUGGUGAAGAUAGCAGAAUACCAGAAGAAGCAGCUGAAGGAGGAGCAGGGGAGGUCAGCAAGGAACGGGAGUGUGGAGACGGAGAAGCUGAGGGAGACCAGAGGGCUGGAGGUGACCAUUUAGAAGAGGGCUCCCUCCCUGAAGUGUCACCUGUAGAGUCUCUGGAGGUUGACAGUGCCAAAGAGGGUAAUGCCCAGUCCUCUGAGACAGAACAGGCAGCCCCACAGCCACGCCGGCCAGAGGAGCUGGAUCCUGAGGGGCAGCCCAGUCCCCUCGGCUCAGCUGGUGGUGUGAGCAUGCGCCUGGCUUCCACCCUGGUUCAGGUCCAACAGGUCCGCUCUGUGCCUGUGGUGCCCCCCAAACCACAGUUUGCCAAGAUGCCCAGUGCAAUGUGUGGCAAGAUCCACGUGGCACCAGCAAACCCAUGCCCAAGGCCUGGCCGGCUUGAUGGAACUCCUGGGGAAUGGGCCUGGGGGUCCCGAGCCUCCCGCUCCUCUUGGAGGAAUGGGGGCAGUCUUUCCUUUGAUGCUGCUGUGGCCCUGGCCCGGGACCGCCAGAGGACUGAAGCUCAGGCAGUUCGGCGGACCCAGACCUGUACUGGGGCUGGGGACUACAGCCUCAUCCCCAAAACCUCCCCCUAUAGCAUGAUCCCCGCCUAUUGUCCUCGGCCCCUUAGCUGCCUGGAGCUCCCGGCUGAAGGCACAGAAGGGUCUGGACCCCGGAGUCGGUUUAGUCUGCCCCCGAGAGAACCCCAGCUCCCUGAGCCCGUUACGUCCCCCCAGCGCCGAUCGUAUGCAUUUGAAACACAGGCUAACUCUGGGAAAGGUGAGGCACUGUGAUUAGGGCCAGAGCACUGGGCAGAGGGGACAGUAGCUGUCUCCAGGGUCUCUCAGCUGUCUCUUCGGCAGCCUGAGCAGCUUUAGUGCCCAACUUUAUAGGUUUUGGCCCUCCAGCUUCUCUUCAUGACCGUGGGAGGCACGUCUUGGUCCGUUUACCUGAGGUUGUCUCAGACACAAAGCACUUAUCCCUUACGAGAUUCCAGAGACAGUCACCAAGAUCCUGUUCCCAGAGAGUGGGGUCAUUGGCCAAAGGGAACAAAGAGUAGGCGGCAAACUUAACGGUUUCUCAACGUGAAGAAUGAAGGCAGAACUCCAGCCAAGUUCCUGCCCUCUUAGGCAAUGAACCUCUCUUCAUGGAAGUCCAGAGUAGAGGCAGGGGUCAGGGCCAGAUCAGAGCCUGUUACAUACAAACACUUCUAGAGUUACCCAUCCUUGUUCUACUCUUGGGCCCUGGGACACCUCUUGCUCCUCUUAACUCCAGAUUAGGAGGAAAAUGUGCAGGAAACUUUGAAUGCGGAGUAUUUGUUGGAGGGACUGGCUCCCUUCCCAGCUCCCCCACCCUCUGCCUCCCUGCGUCUCAAGGAAGAGAGGACUUGUAUAGAUCUCUCUGGCCUCUCCUUUCUCCUUUGGAAUAACUUCCUAUUUUAGGGAAGGGGAAUGGCGUCACUCAGGCCCUGGGACUGCUUCUCCCGACAGGCUGGGGCCACACGUCCCGAGGGGCAAUG